This is a messenger RNA of Nematolebias whitei (Rio pearlfish), 556 nucleotides long. RefSeq names its product ubiquitin carboxyl-terminal hydrolase 2. The record is from RefSeq and is a predicted model, not a curated record. Gene Ontology annotation, molecular function: cysteine-type deubiquitinase activity. The transcript has 5 exons. The coding region runs from base 1 to 534 and encodes 177 amino acids. Gene Ontology annotation, biological process: protein deubiquitination. NCBI's taxonomy places the organism in Eukaryota, Metazoa, Chordata, Actinopteri, Cyprinodontiformes, Rivulidae. Gene Ontology annotation, cellular component: cytoplasm.
AUGGCCGCCUUGUGUGGACCACAUGUCAUCCUACUGGUGCUGCCCACCUUCAGAACAUUUGGCCAGCAGCAGUGGUGGGCCAUGGAGGCCCAGCUCAGACUGCUUGAAUCCCCUAUCUGGCAGAGAGCCAUGGUUCUGUUCACCCAGCGAGACAAAGAACGUAGUUUGUUGUAUCUUGGGUCACUUUGUCCUGUGGCUCAACUGAACGCUGUCUGUUCUCUCCAGACGUGCUACAGGUGUAAAGCCAGAAGAAGGUGUACCAAGAAAUUCACAGUACAGAAGUUCCCCAAGAUCUUAGUGCUACACCUGAAACGCUUCUCUGAGGCGCGGAGAACAAGCAAACUGUCCACCUUUGUUAAUUUCCCUAUGAAGGAUCUUGACCUGCGAGAGUUUGCCUCUGACAACAGCACAAACGCAGAGUACAACCUGUAUGCAGUGUCAAACCACUCGGGUACCACCAUGGGUGGUCACUACACAGCCUACUGUCGCAACCCCACCUCGGGAGAAUGGUACACGUUUAAUGACUCCAGGUGAGUUUGAGUAAACACCAGACGGC